This is a messenger RNA of Vigna radiata var. radiata (mung bean), 1006 nucleotides long. Its product is annotated as cytochrome P450 87A3-like. Gene Ontology annotation, molecular function: heme binding; monooxygenase activity; iron ion binding. Bases 43 to 339 code for a protein of 98 amino acids. Gene Ontology annotation, biological process: sterol metabolic process. The record is from RefSeq and is a predicted model, not a curated record. The transcript is spliced from 3 exons. NCBI's taxonomy places the organism in Eukaryota, Viridiplantae, Streptophyta, Magnoliopsida, Fabales, Fabaceae.
AAAGAGGGAACAGUCCUGACUGAAGCGAUCGCUCUGGACCUCAUGUUUGUGCUCCUCUUUGCAAGCUUUGAAACCACUUCUCUCGCUCUCACUUAUGCCACCAAAGUACUCUCGGACCAUCCCUUAGUACUCAAGCAAUUACAAGAGGAACAUGAAGCCAUCCUGAAGCGACGUGAAGAUACUAAUUCCGGAAUCACGUGGAAAGAAUACAAAUCAAUGACAUAUACAUUUCAGUUCAUAAAUGAAACUGUGAGACUCGCAAAUAUAGUUCCUGGAAUCUUCCGGAAGGCAAUGAGGGAAAUUAACUUUAAGGGUACGUGUUUCAUAUGUUUAUCGUAACAUCUUAUUUUAGUAGAAUAAAAUUACUAAAAUAAAACAUUAUAUAGAUGUUAAUUUAUCAGAAACUACAAAUCACCGAUAAAGAAGAUCUUACACUUGAAGAACCAAACUCUAUCUAUGUUGCUGCUUCAUUCUCAACUGAGAGACGUUCUCUAUAAGUUUAAAUCAUUUAAGGUGAUCAUCAUAAAAGAAAAAAUACAAAUAAACAAACAUAGACAAAAACAAGAGUAAGCUAGUGAUACAAAACAUUUUCAUAAUACAUUAAAAACAUAUUAGACAUUUUACUUAAUGAUAUAUAUCUCACACCAAAUCAACCAAACACUUUAUGCAUGACAGUUCGUGCACUUGUUAUGGUGAAAUAGCUGACCCACCCCAAGGUACCACACAAGGUUAGUGCAUUAUCACUCGUCUUAGGCCAAGGUAAAGCACCUAGACAAGAACCUCCUCUUAUUCUCACGACAUGUCUCACCCUUAUCUACUUGAGAAUGGGUGACCAUUAGAAUGUUAGGAUGAACUUCAAGACUGAGCUUCCCAUAUUGAUACUUACAAUACUUGAAACCACCACUGAGAAGUUCCUCCUUGGAACUCUCUUCCAUACCUUUGAAACCAUUGAGACCAUUUCACAUUCACAUAGUAUAUCAAUACAUUAGACUACUGAUCAUACAUU